Jaculus jaculus (lesser Egyptian jerboa) is the source of this 1455-nucleotide messenger RNA. It is a transcript of the gene Hemgn, whose product is annotated as hemogen. Gene Ontology annotation, biological process: regulation of osteoblast differentiation; cell differentiation. The transcript is spliced from 4 exons. Bases 1 to 1455 code for a protein of 484 amino acids. Gene Ontology annotation, cellular component: nucleoplasm. Lineage: Eukaryota; Metazoa; Chordata; Mammalia; Rodentia; Dipodidae. The record is from RefSeq and is a predicted model, not a curated record.
AUGGACUUGGGGAAGGAGCAGUCUCAUCAGAAACUCCAUCAGACACUGGCCCCUCAUCCGGAGGAGUGCCGUGUGCCAGAAAUCAUUGGAACAUGGCGUCUACGAAAUAGAGACCAACUCAGGAAAAGAAAAGCUGAAGCCCAAGAGAAGCAGACGUCACAGUGGCUCCUUGGAGAACAGAAAAAACGCAAGUAUCAGAGAACAGGCAAAGGAAAUCAAAGAGGCCAAAAGAGACAACGAAAUGCAGAAGCAAAGGUGGAGCCUCCACCACAAAGAGAAAAGGAAGUGGAGAAAGUGCCCGCACUCGCUGAGAGAGACACCGAGCCACCUGCCACCGAAGCACUUCCACUGCCAGCCUCCCCGCCAGAAGCUGCGCCUGCCGAGCGCCCAUCUGAACUACGUGAAGAAAGCAUUGGGUACCAGGAGAGUCCUGAGUGCCACGAACCGGCAGUACUGAGCCACUCUCCUGAAACAGGCCAAGAUGUGACUGAACCUGAAGACCUCGCUCCUAAAAUGUCCCUAGAAACAGCUGUCUGUCAAGACCAUUCUUUCAAAAUAAUCCAAGAUGUGGCUGGACCUGAAGUCCUUUCUCCUAAAAUAUGUCAAGAAACUGCUAUGUGUCAAGACCUUGCUUCCAAAGUAUGCCAAGACAUGGCUGAGCCUGAAGUCCAUUCUCCCAAAACCUGCCAAGAGACAGCUCUUCCCAGAGACCUUGUUUCUGUAUCUGAAGACGCAGCUGACCCGAAAGGAUGCUCUCCCGAAGUAUCCCCCAGAGCACAUGUGCCUGAACCCUAUCCUCUUGACACGAGCCAAACAAUAGUCAUACCAGAAGAAUCUGUUUCUGAACCAGAUCAAGAAAUGGCUGAGGCUGAAGGCUCCUUUGCCAAAGCACAAGCCAUAGCGCUGUCUGAAGAUAUUUCUGCAGAAACACACCGAGAAGCAGUUGAACCUGAGUACUUUUCCCAUAAGAUAUGUAAAGAAAUUGCUGUGCCUACUAACUCCUUUCAAAACACAAUCCAAGAAACACCUGGGUCUGAAGAAUAUUCACCUGAAAUAGACCAGGAGACUACUAAGUCUGAAGAUUAUUCACCUGAAACCUACCAGGAAGCAGCCAGGCCUGAAGAAUAUUUACCUGAAAUAUACCAAGAAACACCUGAGCUUGAGAACUAUUCACCUGAAACCUACCAAGAAGUGCCUGAGCCUGAAGAUCUCUCUAUUAAGACUUGUAAGAAUAGGGAAGUGCCUAAAGAUUUCCUUCCAGAACCAAGCCAAGGAACAGAUGGGCCCCAAGACCAGGACCCUAAUGCACGGCAGGAAAAUGCCAAGGAUGUCUGUACUUUCUGUCCAGAAAUGAGAGAAAAAGUCAAAGCAGAAGAACCUGAAAUACCAGCAAUUCCACAUGUUCCUCAAGAGAAUUGCCCAGAAAAUGACAUCUAUAGUUAUGUUUUGUUUUAA